AUGAAAACAAUUAGUUGGAACUCUCGUGGGCUUGGGAACCCACGAGGAGUUCGAACUCUUCGUGACUUGGUCAGAAGGGAAGAUCCUGAAGUUCUUUUCUUAAUGGAAACAAAAAUGAGCAGUUGGCAAAUGGAAAGAAUUCGUGUUAGUAUGGGUUUUGGCUGCUGUUUUACAGUACCUAGUGAAGGGAGAAGCGGUGGCUUGGCAUUACUAUGGAAAAAUGAGGUAAACUUAUCCAUUAAGAGUUUCUCAUUCUUUCAUAUUGAUGCAAAAAUCAGUGAGAUCGAUAACGGAUUGGAGUGGAAAUUUACGAGUUUGUAUAGACAUCCAGAAACUGAGAAGAGAGUGGAAACCUGGAGUUUACUUAGAACUUUGAAUGAGGAUGCAUACUCUGACCACUUGCCUAUAAUUCUUAUACCAAGUAGCAGCCAUAAUAGAUACCGACAGAAACUCUUCAGGUUUGAAGCAAUGUGGGUGGAGGAUGAUGAGUGUGGGGAUGUCAUUUCAAGAUGUUGGAAUGGGGCUACUGACAAUAGGCCUAUGGAUUCUUUUAUUGACAGAUUGAGAAUUUGUAGUAGGGGCCUAGAGACAUGGAACAAAAUGAAAUUUGGGCAUUAUGGAAAUGAUAGGGAUCAGCUUAUCAUUAGUUACUUCCAAUCCUUGUUUCAAUCAGAACAGCAAGUCCCGAUGGAAGAUCUGGUUUUCUUAGAAGAUCUGAGAGGCAGAGUCAUAGAUGAUAUGAAUGUGGAGUUGACAAAGGAUUUUACUAAAGAAGAGGUCAAAGAAGCUUUGAAUCAGAUGCACCCUACCAAAUCACCAGGACCCGAUGGAAUGCCACCUCUAUUUUUUCAACAAUAUUGGCACAUAGUGGGAAAUGCAGUAACCUGUGCUGUAUUGCAGUUAAUAUCCAAAGUCCUUGCUAAUAGACUUAAAAAGGUGCUUAAUGCAGUUAUAUCUACCUCUCAAUGCGCUUUUGUCCCUGGUAGAAUUAUCUCUGAUAAUAUUCUGGUAGCCUAUGAAGUUGUGCAUUUUUUGAGACAGAAGAGAAAAGGAAAAGAGGGCUAUAUGUCCAUUAAGUUGGAUAUGAUUUUGAGCAAUGGUGAGCCUAAAGGUCCUAUAAUUCCAUCAAGAGGGCUUAGUCAAGGGGACCCAUUAUCUCCCCAUUUGUUCUUACUUUGCACAGAGGGAUUGAUAUCUCUACUUAAGAAGGCUGAAGAGCAUGGUAAGAUCACGCCUGUUAGAAUCUACAGUGGAGCUCCUAGACUAUCCCAUUUAAUUUUUGUUGAUGAUAGCAUCUUGUUCUGUAAGGCAAAUGUGUAUGAAAAUCAAAGGAUUCAACAUUUAUUGCACUGUUAUGAGCAGUCUUCGGGUCAAAAGAUUAACAGAGGCAAAACUGGCAUCGUUUUUAGUACAAAUGUAAAACCUGAUACAAGGCAAGAUAUUUUGGAUCUUUGGGAGGUGCAGCAUAGCCAACAAUUUGAGAAGUACCUGGGGCUUCCACCUUUGGUUGGGAGGGCAAAGUAUAGAGCUUUUUCUGAUAUAAAACAUAAAGUGUGGAAAAAACUGCAUGGAUGGAAGGAGAAGAUGCUUUCGGUUGGGGGGAAAGAAAUUUUAAUAAAGGCUGUGGCCUUGUCUAUCCCAACAUAUGCCAUGAAUUGUUUUAAACUACCUUCUUCUCUGUGUGCAGAGCUAGAGCAAUUAAUGGAAAAAUUCUGGUGGGGCCAAAAGAAGGAAGAACAUAAAAUACAUUGGAUGAGCUGGUCAAAGAUGUGUAAUACAAAACAGAAUGGAGGGAUGGGCUUUAAAGACUUGAGAGUGUUUAAUGAAGCUCUUUUAGCAAAAAAUGGUUGGAGGAUUAUGCAGAACACUGAAUCUUUACUCCAUAAGAUCUUCAAAGCUCGAUAUUUUCCUAAAAAACACUUCUUAGAUGCUGCAUUGGGUUAUAACCCCUCUUUUGUAUGGAGAGGUAUUUGGGGAACAAAGCGCAAACUACAAGAGGGCUGUCAGUGGAGAAUUGGCUCAGGAAAGGAGGUGAGGAUUUGGACAGACUCUUGGGUUCCUGGCUUUACUAGUAUUGCUGGGCAACAUAUCAGUCCCUCUUAUUAUGGGAAUGCAGAAUUGAUAGGGGAUGAAAGUGCAACUGUUAAUUCUUUAUUUAUUGCCAAUCAGAGAGUGUGGGAUGUGGGUAAAAUUACUGCAUUCUUUAGACCAGAAGUAGCUCUUCACAUUACAAAGAUUGUGCUCAGCCAAGAUAGAGAGGAUCUAAUCCGCUGGAAGAAGGAAGCAAAUGGUACUUAUACUGUCAAAAGUGCCUAUAGACUGUUUAAAGAUUUAAGUCCAGGUAGACAGAAUGGGGAAUCCUCAAAUGUUGAUUUAUUAAGGAAAAUGUGGAAAGCUAUAUGGAGCAUGAAACUUCCUAUAAAGGUGAGGAUCUUUGCUUGGAAAGCUGUCAAAGAAAUCCUACCCACAAAGUCAAAUCUAAAGAAAAAGAAGGUGUUAACAGAGGAUGGUUGUGUAUUCUGUCAUGCUAAAAAUGAGGAUACUCUUCAUGCUCUUUGUUCCUGCCCAGCUAUCAAAGAGGUCUGGUCUCUCUAUUUCCCAUCAAUGGUUCUUAUGAAGGAACAUGACAUGUUCCUGGAUGUGGUUCUGAGGCUGCAACAUAAUAAGAGACAUGAUAUGCUUGAUCUGUUUUUCAUAAUAUGUUGGAGCUGCUGGUAUAGAAGAAAUAUGAAGAUGUUUGAGAAUAAGGCAAUGAGUAUUGAUGCUAUUCUGGGAAAUGCUUUGGCAAUGCAGAAAUCGUACAAAGAGCUCAAAAAUAAACCUAUUUCUAUCAUUAGAAAUCAGUACAGAUGGGAACUUCCACCUCCUGGUGUUUUCAAACUAAAUGUAGAUGGAGUCUUUUCUUCAUCCGGUUCUAUAGCUGGUAUAGGAGCUAUUGUUAGAGACUCUAAAGGAAAAGUGAUCAUGUCUGCUGCAAAGAAAGAAUGUUCUGCUAUGACUGUUGUGGAAGUUGAGGCUUUAGCUAUCCUCCAAGGUUUGCAAUUCUGUAUCCAUCUUGGGAUUAGUAACCUGGUUAUUGAAAGUGAUUCUUAG
Carya illinoinensis is the source of this 3093-nucleotide messenger RNA. RefSeq lists its product as uncharacterized. Lineage: Eukaryota; Viridiplantae; Streptophyta; Magnoliopsida; Fagales; Juglandaceae. The record is from RefSeq and is a predicted model, not a curated record. Gene Ontology annotation, molecular function: nucleic acid binding; RNA-DNA hybrid ribonuclease activity. The coding region runs from base 1 to 3093 and encodes 1030 amino acids. The transcript has 5 exons.